Messenger RNA from Jaminaea rosea, 865 nucleotides. RefSeq lists its product as hypothetical. Gene Ontology annotation, cellular component: nucleus. The record is from RefSeq and is a predicted model, not a curated record. The transcript has a single exon. Gene Ontology annotation, biological process: maturation of SSU-rRNA from tricistronic rRNA transcript (SSU-rRNA, 5.8S rRNA, LSU-rRNA). NCBI's taxonomy places the organism in Eukaryota, Fungi, Basidiomycota, Exobasidiomycetes, Microstromatales. The coding region runs from base 73 to 816 and encodes 247 amino acids.
GUCAACCUCAACUCUUCGCGCCUGACCCUCUCCACCUUUACAACACUACCAUAGCGAUCACUCACGAUCAGCAUGGCCUCCUCAUCAGCGGCAUCCAUGGAUCUCCCUCCAUCAGCUCAGCAAUGUCUUUUCGCGCGGGCGGUCAUCCACACGCUCCAGCUCUGGCCCUCGAUGCGCAUGGCGAUAGACGAGCACUGGGGAGGACCAGAAUCAAAGGAGAAGUGCGAUUUCCUUGUAUCGCACAUCUGUGAUACCUACGGAGGACAGCCCGGUGCUUCGACGCUUGGAGUAUUCGAGCCCAACACUGCAGGCCCUUCUGGCUCUAACAACGCAAUCGCACGACCUGCCGCCCCACCCACACCAGAGGAAGACGAGCUCGCAGACGUCUUGGAGCAAUACGUCGCAGACGAGUACGAGGCGCACGUAGAGGACGGGUCAUGCGACUACAUUGCCGGACGUAUCUGCUCGCUUCAUCGUGUAAUCUUCGCUUCGCCCUCCUCCUCAGAAGCGGGGCAAGACCCUAUCGCCCAGGAGGCAGCAGCACAACAGGUCCUGGCGGCGGCUCAAGCGGCAUUGGCGCCACUGGAUGAGGCGGCCGAGAAGUUGAGGAAUAAGAGGUUGCAGAGCCAGAGGGACAGGGCGGGGUGGCAGGGAGAGAUCGGCGAGGGGGAGAGUAGUGAAGACGACAGUGACGAUGAUAUGGAAGUGGAUGGACCCGCUGAGGGGUCGGGGCAGGCCAGGCAGCCCAAGGAGAAGCAAGAGCCCAUCGUUGAUGAGGAUGGGUUUACCACCGUGGUCGGGAAGAAGAAGAGGUGAAAUGCACGCAAGAAAUCAUCGCAAAUGGAAUCCGUGGCGCACGGCGUGC